This is a messenger RNA of Hippocampus comes (tiger tail seahorse), 1199 nucleotides long. RefSeq names its product tetraspanin-18-like. NCBI's taxonomy places the organism in Eukaryota, Metazoa, Chordata, Actinopteri, Syngnathiformes, Syngnathidae. Bases 366 to 1148 code for a protein of 260 amino acids. The transcript has 9 exons. Gene Ontology annotation, cellular component: plasma membrane. The record is from RefSeq and is a predicted model, not a curated record.
CCUCUGAGCCUCUCAGCUCGCCGUGACUUCACGCAACACUUUACAUAGCGACACUCGGCUUCUUCACGCCGCGCCUGCAGCUUCUGCCGUGUACGCAACAGAUCUCGCAGCGUGGUGUUGGACUAGUCUUGAGCGGUCCGUUGGACAUUUGAACUUGUUGCUACGUGUUGUACUUUUGUUUAAGUCGACAUCUCAUCCAGCUACGUCCAAACAGGAGGCUGUUUGUUGUGUAAUAUUUUACGCGAGAAAAGAGAUCCGCAGCUCUCAACGCUUUCGUCUCGAAAGUUCAUGAAAAGGAGCGGCGCUGAUCCCCAAAAGAAGGCCUCAACUUCACCUGAACAAAGACAAGGCACCAACUGACAGACAUGGGACAUGGAGAGGCUUCAGCGCGAGGGACAACAGUCAUGACGGGGGACUGUCUAACAUGCGUCAAGUACCUCAUGUUGAUCUUCAACACCUUCCUUGUUAUGGCAGGGUGUUUCCUCCUCGGUGUGGGAUUGUUGGUGUUGUUUGGCACAGCAGUGUUGAGUGAAAUGUUGAUGCAACACCCCGUUCUCUCAAAAACCGUCUUCGCCGUGCUGGGUAUUGGAUCCUUGCUCUUCCUUCUGGGCUUCGUGGGCUGCUGCGGAGCCCUCCGUGAAAAUAGGUGUCUGCUAUUCUUUUUCUUCAUGCUCAUCUUCAUCGUCUUCAUAGCAGAGCUGGCCGCUGGAGUUUGGGCCUACACACAGCGUCAAAAGUUCUUUGUUGAAGAUUUACAAAAAGAGAUGCGCGAAAAGUACCAGGGCUACGCCCCCGACGAUAAGUACACGACAAUAUGGAAUAAAUGGAUGGUUCAACAUGAGUGCUGUGGCAUAAAUGGUUUAGAAGAUUUUGAGGGCAGUCUGUUUCGUAGAAAAUACAAUCACACAGUCCCACCCGCCUGCUGCCUGCAGCGGAGCCCGACUGGGAAUUUGGAGCAUGCUGAUCGGGAUAAAUGCCUGAAUGGCUCGCAAGAUCAUAUCAACGUACAGGGUUGUUAUAAAGCAGGCUUCAAAACCUAUGAAGUUUACCUCUAUUUAGCGGGAGCGUUGUUCAUUCUGGUGCUGACCUUUGAGCUUCUUGCCAUGUCCGUGGCUAUGUGCCUCUUCAGGGGACUCCAAUCUCUGUAGUCUGUUUGGACUUUUUGUUUUCCAAGGAAAAAUAGGGAAUAUGUGAAGAAA